AUGUCUGAAAAAGAGAGAAAUAUUGCGCCCGCCGAAAAGUCGAGUAGUCGACUCGCGCCGAAGCGAAGCGUUACAGUCUGCAUGGACGCCGACAAAGGCGACUACGUCGAGGAGGAGGGGCACCUCGCGCCGCCGCCUCAGCUGGACGGUGGCGGUGCGGUGGUGGACUCGGAGGAGCUUCGCGCCGGCGCUCAGGAUGAGCGCGCUGCAGCAGCGACGGAGGCAGCGCGGCUCGCUGAUGGAGCAAAGCAGGCGGCGCAGGAGUCGGCGCUGCUCGAGGCACGGGAGGAGCGCGAUCGGCUGGCCGCGGUGGCAAGCCCUUUGGAUGAGGCAAAGCGGUCCCUCGAGGCGGCGAGACGGAAGCGCGACGCCCUAUACUCGCAGCUCGAAUCGGCUGAGGUCCACCUCGCAACUGUCGCGGCGGCGAGAAAUGCGGCGGAGAGGAAGCUGGACCGGCUGGCGGAGCGCGAAGGGAGGCAGCGACAAGUCUCGCCUGUCCGAAAUGCCCCGCCAGUCUCAUUAGGCCAGGCGCCUUCGGCCUCUGACGCAAAGGCGAUGAGGGACUCCUUGAAGCGAGUCAAGGAGGAGAUUCGGGCGAUGGAGCUCCGUCUCCCGGCUCACGAGGAGGCUCGCUUCCACGUGGAGAAGCUUCAGAACGAGCGCCGGAGCGCCAAAAUGCGCGCGGCCGCGCUCAAGGCGGAGAUCCGGCGUCUCCUUGACGAGACGACGAGAGAGCGGGGCGUCCUUGCGGCCCUAGAAGCGGGCGCGGCCCCCACAGACACAGAGCGGCGGGACAAUGCGGAGGUGGUGCGGCUCAAGACGGCCAUCGCGGCCGAGAACACCGCGCGGGCGUCGGCUGAGCGCGAUGCAGCAGCAACUGCGCGCAAGCUGCGCGUGGUUCACACCGCCCUCGCGGGCUUCUUCACCGCUCACCGCCUUUCCUCUGCGAACUGCACGAGGGAGGAGCACGGCGCCGCUCUUGCCGAGUACGUGGCUGCGUGCUCCUCCACAGUCCACGAGGCGGAGAAGCGGGUUGGAUUUCUAGAGGGCAAGGUGGAGCGUCUGCAGCAGCUCUACGACGAGGCGGCCGGUGAACUCACAAAGGUGGUGCAUGCCAGAACGCGCCGCGCCAUGCGACGGCGGCGACCGUUGCCGGCGCUAGAGCCCGGCAUUGAGCGAGCGGCGCCAGAGGAGCUGCCUGCGGCGCCGCCGCCCGAGCCCAUACUGGAGAGACAGCGGCCGUGGCGGACGGGCACAAAGCCGAGGUCGGCAGCGACCGCGCCCAGCCCGAGGCUUGCCAAAGCUGCGCCCAAGCAGGCGCCCAAGCAAGCUCGUUCUCCUGUCCGUGGAGGCCGCCGGUCUGGACGCAAGCUGGAGGAGAGGGCUGCAAACGUUCCGACCGACCGCGGCGCAAGCAACUCUGCACCGGCACCGAAGCCGUUCUUUGGGCUAGCUGCUGCAGAGACGAAGACUACAGAGGCCGCAGAGCCGACGCAGGCGACGGUGGCGCAAGUGGUGGAGGCGGUAGAAGAGGAGGGGGCGAUGGCGGACAUUGAUGUGACGCAAGCGGUAGGAGCCAUGGAGUACCGUGGAGGAGCUAGCGUGGCGAGGCAAGGCUCGGACGAGAGAACAGGGGCGAUGGCGGAACAGGUGGCACAGGAUGCGUCUACUCAUCAUGAGCCUGCUGAUAUGGUGGGGCGAGGCGAUGCCGCAGACAUGCAAGAGGAGACGGCAGUUGCGGCAGUGGAGACCAGCUCGAAGGCCAAGUCGGAGUCGGAGUCAGAGGUCGAAGCGGUUGAGACGCUAAUGCCAGUGCUAAUGCCAGCUGAAGCGACAGAGCCGUCUCAGGGAUUUACCGACGACACGCAGGCCGAAGGUGAAAAGGGCACGGAAACCGACGAGAAGCGGGAGGAGGAGGAGGACACAGCAACCCCCAAGGUGGAGGCGGAGGCGGAAGCAGAGGUGUUAGCCGUGGUGGACGAUGUGUCGACGACAGCAGUGACCGCGGUUGCAGACACGCUGGAGGGAGAGAGGGUGACAGUGGGGCAGGCUGAGGACGGCGCGGUGGAGGAUACAACGGCGGACAAGGUGGGCAAGGAGGCAAAAGCUGAUGAGGUAGAGGGCUCUGCAACGCCAACGUGGGAGGCCGAGGGUCAGCUGCCAUCAUCCGACGAUCACGAUGACAUGGUCAUGGACGAUGAGUGA
Molecule: messenger RNA, 2205 nt
Organism: Emiliania huxleyi CCMP1516
Lineage: Eukaryota; Haptophyta; Isochrysidales; Noelaerhabdaceae
Exons: 4
Coding region: 1-2205 (734 amino acids)
Source: RefSeq, a predicted model, not a curated record